Molecule: messenger RNA, 2107 nt
Organism: Jatropha curcas
Lineage: Eukaryota; Viridiplantae; Streptophyta; Magnoliopsida; Malpighiales; Euphorbiaceae
Source: RefSeq, a predicted model, not a curated record
CUAAUAAUAGAGAUAGCAAAAGAUCGGAAAAAAAAAAAAGCAUGGGGUCAAAUUUAUCAAUACUAGCUUCAAUUGCAAUUAUUCGUAGUUCAUUCAAUGAAUUCAUCCCACAAGAAAUCCGCAGUUACAUAUGGCAAUUCAGUCGCCGGUUCUCAUCCGAACUCACUAUCGUCGUCAAAGAAUCACAUGAAGGCUCCACAAACCAUCUCUUCAAUGCCUUGGUUACAUAUCUUGGCAGCAAUACUUCCUGCUCCCCUUCUUCUUCCUCUUCCUCUUCUUCAUCCUCCCCGCGACGCCUAACGGUAGGCAAAAGCGAAAGCAUGAAAGUUCUAACAUAUGGGUUAGACAGAAACUCAGAGAUAGUUGAUGUAUUUCAUGGAAUUCCAAUGAAAUGGGGUUAUUAUACUGAUUUCAAUUCUACACUUCGUUAUGAAUUGACAUGGUAUGAGCUCAGGUUUCAUAAAAGAUAUACUGAUUUGGUUAAAAACAAGUACCUGCCUUACGUUCUUGACGUGGCUAAGAGAAUUAAAGAUCAGAAUAGGAUGGUUAAGUUUUACACUACUCGUGGUGGUAGAGAUGGGUGGAGCUCUAAAGGACAGAAUUUAGAUCAUCCCAUGACAUUUGAAACAUUAGCCAUGGAUGGUGAUCUGAAGGCAAAAAAUUAUAGAUACAUAGCUGGGUUAUUUAGAGGGAAAGAGUAUUAUAAGAAGAUUGGUAAAGUAUGGAAAAGAGGGUAUUUGUUGUAUGGCCCUCCUGGAACUGGGAAAUCAAGUUUGAUUGCUGCUAUGGCUAAUUAUCUUAAUUAUGAUAUUUAUAAUUUGAAUUUAUCUGCUGUUAAUUCUGACUCUGGUCUUGAGUUUUUAUUGCUUCAUAUGUCCGAUCGGUCAAUUCUUGAUCGGUCAAUUCUUGUGGUGGAAGAUAUUGAUUGCUCUAUCAUGCUUCAGAAUCGUCAAGCUGGAGAUCAUCAACAAGAAAAUAACACCCAAUCUUCAAGGCCUCAGGUAACACUCUCGGGGCUUCUUAAUGCUAUAGAUGGCCUUCUGUCAUGCUGUGGAAAUGAAAGGAUUAUAGUUUUCACUACUAACUACAAAGAUCGGAUCGAUCCUGCAUUGCUAAGAGCUGGCCGUAUGGACAUGCACAUAUACCUAUCUUAUUGCACAUUCUCUACCUUCAAGCAGUUAGCAGUAAAUUAUUUGGAUAUUUGGGAUCAUGACCUAUUUAGUUCCAUUGAAAAGCUUAUCAAAGAAGUUCAAGUUAGCCCUGCUGAUGUUGCAGGCGAACUAAUGAAGAAUAAAGAUCCAGAGACUUCAUUACAAGGCCUUGUCAAGUUCUUGGAAGACAAGAAAUCAGAAGUAAAAUUGCAAAAACCUGAGAUCAAAUCAGAAGACAAUAAUAGCCUUGAACAGAAGGCUGAUGACACCGCCUUUGAAAAUAAAAAAGAAGCCGAGUCUCCUAAAGCUCAUUCAACUUCUGAAAAUAAAAAAGAAGCCGAGUCUCCUAAAGCUCAUUCAACUUCACCGAAGGAAAAUAAUUAUAGAGUGAAGGGAGAAUUUGAGCCUGUUCUUGAAUCUAUUCUUUCAAAGCACGGCGAUAUUGCUGCCAAUUGCUCCUUGCAUUCUCUUCAAUGCCGUUCCUCCCUCUUGGAGAUUGUUUGUGACAUUAUCUGGAAGCUACAAGCAGCGGAGCUCAAAAAUCUAACUGAAAUUCAUCUGAAGUCCAUGUUAAAUAGCAUACAAGAUCUUGAAUCAAUUAAACUGGAAGUUGGCUGGCUGCGUCAGAGGUUAGAGGAGAUUAUGAAGGAAAUGGACAAGCAGCUAAAAGGAAGAAAUGCAGAAACAAUCCAGAGUAACAGUAAUGGCAAAUUGAAUUGUUUUAACAGCAAGUCCUCAAUUGAUGGGUUAAUUUAACUUUCACAUUUAAGCAAGUGAAUUUCCUUUAGAUGUCCUGAGAAAGUGCAGUAUGCAAUAUUAGCGUAUCUGUCUAUUAGCCUUAUUUAAGAGUAGCAGGCCAAUGUAGUGGUUAUUUAAGAAAUAUGAAACUAAGUAGCCUUAUUUAAGAGUAGCCUUGUUUAAAAUUUCCCUUAUUUAAGUUACAGUUAUUUAAGAAA